CUGCAGAGAAGCGCCGAAACAAAGAGUUCGACGAGGAGAGGGACUCUGAUUUCUCUCUCGUAGUUUUAAUUGAAUCCAAUUCAACAAGUAAAAGGAAAGGAGGACGAAAAGCAAAAGUUGGGGUUUUUAAUCUUUCGAGGAGCAUCUCCUCCUCGAGUUUUCUUUCUUCUCGAUGAGAGAUCGUGGCGGAUUUUAGGGUUUCUGUUUGAUCUUCACCGGCCAUUGAUUCACUUGGGUUUCUUCUUUUUUCUUUAAGAUGAUGCUUUCGUUGCAGAGCGAUGCGCGGCAGCCGCAGCCGCAGCAGACCCCGCAGCAGCAGCUGCAGCUGGUGGGACCGAGUGGGUUUCCAAGAGUUCCGUUCAACGCCGAUCGUGAUGAUUUGUUUAGUUUGCAGCCGGAAUCGUCGGUGAAUUUCAAGCUGUCGCAGCAGGCUGCUGAAACUCAUGAAGUUGAUGAAGACAUGCUAUUGGCCCUUGCUCAUCAGAAGUACAAGGCUGGCAACUAUAAACAGGCACUGGAACACAGCAAUGCUGUGUAUGAGCGAAACCCACGACGAACAGAUAAUCUUCUCCUUUUGGGUGCAAUUCACUAUCAGUUGCAUGAUUUUGAUAUGUGCAUUGCAAAAAAUGAAGAAGCUCUUCGGAUUGAGCCGCAUUUUGCCGAGUGUUUUGGGAAUAUGGCAAAUGCUUGGAAGGAGAAGGGCAACAUUGAUCUUGCAAUCCGCUAUUAUUUAAUUGCUAUUGAGCUUCGCCCAAACUUCUGUGAUGCAUGGUCAAACUUGGCUAGUGCUUACAUGAGGAAAGGAAGACUUAAUGAGGCAGCCCAGUGUUGUCGCCAGGCUCUUGCAUUAAAUCCUCGCUUGGUUGAUGCACACAGUAAUCUUGGGAAUCUGAUGAAAGCGCAAGGGUUAGUCCAAGAAGCUUACAAUUGUUAUCUUGAGGCUCUCCGCAUACAACCAACUUUUGCUAUUGCAUGGUCAAAUCUUGCUGGCCUUUUCAUGGAGGCAGGAGAUCUUAACAGGGCCCUUCAGUAUUAUAAGGAAGCUGUUAGGCUGAAGCCAUCGUUUGCUGACGCUUACCUUAACCUAGGAAAUGUUUACAAGGCCUUGGGAAUGCCUCAAGAGGCUAUUAUGUGUUAUCAGCGUUCUCUUCAGGCGAGACCAGACUAUGCAAUGGCUUUUGGCAAUCUUGCUAGCUUAUAUUAUGAGCAAGGUCAGUUGGAUUUGGCAAUUCUCCAUUACAAGCAAGCCCUCACAUGUGAUUCUGGAUUCCUGGAGGCAUACAAUAAUUUGGGUAAUGCACUGAAAGAUGCUGGCAGAGUUGAUGAAGCAACUCAUUGCUAUCGUGCAUGCCUUUCUCUACAACCUAAUCAUCCACAAGCUCUUACCAACCUUGGCAACAUAUAUAUGGAAUUGAACAUGAUGAAUGCUGCUGCUCAAUGUUACAAGGCAACAUUGUCUGUUACAACGGGACUUUCUGCUCCUUACAGCAAUUUAGCAAUAAUAUAUAAACAACAGGGAAACUAUGUGGAUGCUAUAUCUUGCUACAAUGAAGUUCUUCGGAUAGAUCCUCUAGCUGCUGAUGGGCUUGUAAACAGGGGCAACACAUACAAGGAGAUUGGUAGAGUUAGUGAAGCAAUCCAAGAUUACAUAAGAGCUGUUACCAUUCGGCCAACUAUGGCUGAAGCGCAUGCAAAUCUGGCUUCAGCCUAUAAGGAUAGUGGACAUGUGGAAGCAGCUAUAAAGAGCUACAAGCAGGCAUUACUUCUAAGACCUGAUUUUCCAGAAGCUACUUGUAACCUUUUACACACAUUGCAGUGUGUUUGUGAUUGGGAGGACCGCGAGAAAAAGUUCAUUGAAGUGGAAGGGAUUAUUAGAAGGCAAAUAAAGAUGUCUGUUCUUCCAAGUGUACAGCCUUUCCAUGCGAUUGCAUAUCCAAUUGAUCCAAUGCUUGCAUUGGAAAUCAGUCGUAAGUAUGCAGCACAUUGUUCCCUGAUUGCAUCUCGUUAUGGACUUCCUCCCUUUAGCCAUUCCCCUCCAGUACCUAUAAAGAGUGAUGGUAGAAAUGGGCGAUUAAGGGUUGGAUAUGUGAGCAGUGACUUUGGUAACCACCCACUGUCACAUCUUAUGGGCUCUGUAUUUGGCAUGCACAAUAGAGAAAAUGUUGAGGUGUUCUGUUAUGCCUUGAGCCAGAAUGAUGGGACUGAAUGGAGGCAACGUAUCCAGUCUGAAGCUGAGCACUUUGUUGAUGUGUCUGCCAUGUCAUCUGAUAUGAUUGCAAGGCUGAUUAACGAGGAUAAAAUACAUAUUCUAGUUAACCUUAAUGGUUAUACCAAGGGUGCAAGGAAUGAAAUCUUUGCAAUGCAACCUGCACCUAUCCAGGUUUCAUACAUGGGUUUCCCUGGAACAACAGGUGCAACUUACAUAGAUUAUUUGGUCACAGAUGAGUUUGUUUCACCUACCCGUUUUGCACAUAUUUAUUCUGAGAAGCUUGUCCAUCUUCCUCAUUGUUACUUUGUAAAUGAUUAUAAACAAAAAAAUCGUGAUGUUUUGGAUCCAAUUUGCCGGCACAAGCGGUCAGAUUAUGGAUUACCUGAAGACAAAUUCAUAUUUGCAUGCUUCAAUCAGCUAUACAAAAUGGACCCUGAGAUCUUUGAUACAUGGUGCAACAUUUUGAGGCGUGUUCCCAACAGUGCUCUCUGGCUUCUUAGAUUCCCAGCUGCAGGCGAGAUGAGGCUUCGAGCAUAUGCCGCUUCCAAGGGGGUUCUGCCAGACCAGAUUAUCUUCACAGAUGUUGCUAUGAAAAAUGAGCAUAUCAGACGCAGUGCUUUAGCAGAUCUCUUCCUUGACACGCCAUUAUGCAAUGCACACACCACAGGCACAGAUGUUCUAUGGGCUGGUUUGCCAAUUAUCACACUACCUCUGGAGAAAAUGGCAACUAGGGUUGCUGGUUCACUAUGUUUGGCCACUGGAGUUGGGGAAGAGAUGAUUGUUAGCAGUAUGAAAGAAUACGAGGAUAAGGCAGUAUUUUUUGCGGAGAAUCGCCCAAAGCUCCAGGCUCUUACAAAUAAACUGAAGGCAGUUCGUUUGACUUGCCCAUUGUUUGACACAGCACGCUGGGUGAGGAAUCUGGAGCGGGCCUACUUUAAGAUGUGGAACUUGUAUUGCUCGGGUGGACAUCCCCAGCCUUUYAAAGUCAUCGAGAAUGAUGCUGAGUUCCCAUAUGACAAAUAGUUAGGAAAGAACAGAAAACGGCACUGUAGAUAAAAGCAAAGAGAAUAUUAAGUUUCAAGUAUUCAAACAGUCAAAGAUUGUUAGUUGUCAAAUGGUGGUGCUGGAAGUAUACUAUUAGGCGGUAGUGUUGACAGUUGGAAAUUGUUGGUUCAUGUAUUAAACGGUUCAAGGGUUGCCCCGAAUUCAGAUUGUAAUGGUAAGGAGCUGUCUUGGGGAAAAUGGAAUGAAAAGAAAAGGAAUUAAAGAAAAUAUUUGGCUUGCUCUA
This is a messenger RNA of Nelumbo nucifera (sacred lotus), 3497 nucleotides long. RefSeq names its product putative UDP-N-acetylglucosamine--peptide N-acetylglucosaminyltransferase SEC. Gene Ontology annotation, biological process: protein O-linked glycosylation. The record is from RefSeq and is a predicted model, not a curated record. Lineage: Eukaryota; Viridiplantae; Streptophyta; Magnoliopsida; Proteales; Nelumbonaceae. Gene Ontology annotation, molecular function: protein binding; protein O-acetylglucosaminyltransferase activity.